Oncorhynchus tshawytscha (Chinook salmon) is the source of this 792-nucleotide messenger RNA. Its product is annotated as SH3 domain-containing protein C23A1.17-like. The annotation marks the transcript as partial. The record is from RefSeq and is a predicted model, not a curated record. NCBI's taxonomy places the organism in Eukaryota, Metazoa, Chordata, Actinopteri, Salmoniformes, Salmonidae. The transcript has 3 exons.
UUUUGCUCCCUCAGGUCCAGCCCCUGCACCUCCUCAGCCCCAUGCCCGGCCCCGAUCCCCCUACAGCAGCUCCACCCUGGACCCCUCAACCAGCCUCGCCCCCCCCUGCCUCCCCAGGCUCUCCUCCUAACCCAUGCCUUCCAGAUCCAACAACCCAGAUCCCUUCAUCCCCAACCUGUUCCCCAGGUCGCUCACCAGCCCGUGCCUGCUCCCCAACGGUGUCCUGCGGGCCCCUGUGGCGUCCCUGCCCCUGCCGUGCUGAUAGCUGCUGCCCCCGAGCGUCUGGGCCCCCCAGAGACCGGCCAUCGCAUCACCCUGGGCAGCCAGACUCUUGGGGGCCUUAACCCCCAGUCCGGAGUCCCGCUGCUGACAAACGACCGCCCUCUGUCCCUGGAGCCACAGGUGUUAGUUGUGGUCAACCGGCCGGCCACUCAACCUCCCCUCCCCAUCCCAGCUCUCGCUGUUCCCCUGAACCCUAACCCCAUAGUCCCAGCCCCUGUCGUCCCAGUCGUCCCCAGGACAGUGGAGGAGAGGGCAGGUCCCUCAGACCAACAGGAAGUCCAGGGACCAGAGACACCUCAGCUCCAGCCCCACGUUAGAGCACUGGUCAGAGGAGUGGUGGAUCUGUUUCCUGAUGUCCAGGAGAACUAUGUAGCAGAACUGAUCCAGACCAAUGACCUGAAAGACCUCAAUGUUAUCUGUAACAUGUUGCUGGAGAACCAACUCACAGGUAGGGACUGUGAACCCUGUGUGUUAGCUAGGGAUGGGCCUCGGGUUAUUCAGAGCACGUGA